Molecule: messenger RNA, 1826 nt
Organism: Medicago truncatula (barrel medic)
Lineage: Eukaryota; Viridiplantae; Streptophyta; Magnoliopsida; Fabales; Fabaceae
Product: protein IQ-DOMAIN 14
Exons: 6
Coding region: 370-1482 (370 amino acids)
Molecular function (GO): protein binding
Source: RefSeq, a predicted model, not a curated record
AGGCCAACUCCAUUGACCACAUCAUCAUUACAAGAAUCAUCCAUAAUUAUGGCUUUCCCAAUGCAGCUCUUUCUUCUCUUUUCACAUUAUAAGCUUAUAUUAUUAUACUACAUGGUAGUAGGUACUCAAUGCUAAACCACAUUAUUCAUAAAAGCUAUAAAUUUUGUUCACACACACAAAGAACAAAGAAUCACACUUGUGAGUUUGAAAUAUACACAUUUAGGAGGGUACUCAUCAUCUUCAUGGUGCUUAAAAAUUCUCUUUUCAUUGGUUAACUUCACCAUCUUGUUUUUUUGGAGUCACUUGUUUUAUGAAAAGAUCAAGUAUAGGAUGUGUUUGAUGAAUAAAAAUGGUAUGUGAAAAAACUUCAUGGCAAAGAGGAAGAGCUGGUUUGGCUGGGUGAAAAGUCUAUUCAUUUCUGAGUCAAAGGACAAAAAGCAAAAGAAAUGUGGAUGGAGAUUUGCAAGGAUUAAACAAAAGCUAUUAUACCCCAAAAUUACAGCUUCAAACAAGACUUUGAUUGAAGCAAGUGAAGAACAGAGAAAGCAUGCAUUGGCUGUGGCUAUUGCAACAGCAUCUGCAGCAGAAGCUGCUAUUGCUGCUGCACAUGCUGCUGCUGAGGUUGUCAAGCUCACAAGUGGCACGUCUCGUUCUUAUUCGUAUCUAUCCAAGGGAGACAGAAGUUUGGCUGCCAUCAAGAUUCAAAGUGUAUACCGUGCGCAUCUUGCUAGGAAAGCAUUAAGAGCAUUGAAGGGAGUGAUAAGACUUCAAGCCAUAAUUCGCGGUGAAGCUGUUAGGCGUCGAGUGUCCAGAACUUUGAAGAAUAUUCCCUCAAAUGCAAAAACUGAGAAGCAAAUCGAGGAAAGAAGCAGCCAUACAAAGGAAGAAAACUACGAAAAUGACCAUAUAAAACAGUUUCCAAAGCAAAAGAAAAAGAUAGAAGAGAAUGAACUUAAGCCUGAACUCCAUAGUCAAAGAACUUGGAAUUGUAGCUCACACUCGAGAGAAGACAUUGAAGCCAUAUGGUUAAGAAAGCAAGAGGCUAUUGUCAAAAGAGACCGCAUGAGGCAAUACUCUUCUUCGCAAAAGGAGAGAAUGUUUUCCCAAAUGGUGGAAGAAUCUUUGCACAACAAAGAAUUUGUUGAAGAUAAUUGUCGUACUCUAGGAGAGUGGCUACAUAAAGAAACAUGUAACUGGGAUGUUCUUUAUAAACCGGCUCAUCCUUCGAAUAUUACAAUAAGAAAUGAAGUGCAAGAAGGAUUGAAAUCACAAGUUUCAGUCCAAAGAAAAUCAUUUUCUCAUGUAAAAAGAAGUUCAAUCGGAGAUGAGAGUUCUCUGCCGAAUUCUCCGGUUUUCCCUAAGUACAUGGCUGUGACUGAAUCUAGCAAAGCAAAAGUAAGGUCUAUGAGCACACCAAGGCUAAGAACAGGAUUUUCGGAUGUGUGUUCAAAUCAGAAUGAGCACCAAUACAUGAAUUUCUAAAAAUCAACUCAAGGGUGUUGCGAAAAACUACUUAACAAGCUCAUUUCAUGCAUGAUUCCUCACCUUUUGAAAAUCUUCACAUGCAUAUAUGGAGUGUUUUAUGUAUGAGUCUGACCAUUACGUUUUUCUUUUAACGGAUUUUUUUGUUCUUGGUUUUUGAGAGGAGAAGUGUUACCGGUGAGUACAUAAUACAUGUCUAAAAUGUGUAUACAUCUUAUUUUUAUUCGAUCUUUCUCCAUUGUAUUCUUCAUUUGUUUAUAUGAGUUUGGUGUCAUACUGUCAUUGAAGAUUUCCAUCUGAUAAUCUGCUAAAAUAAUUAUGUAUUGUAUUGAAGAAAUUUGAUU